AUGGAGGGUACACUUUUAAAAUGGACUAACUAUUACAAUGGAUGGCAACCACGUCACUUUAUUUUAAAUGAAACGGGAAUUAUUUCUUACUAUAAAUCAAGUGAAUUAAUUCAUGAAGGUUGUAAAGGAUCAUGUUUAGUCGUUGCAUGUGAACUCAAAAUUCAUCCGCACGAUUCACUUCGUUUCGAUUUAAUAAUACCCGGUGAGCAAUUUUUUUGUUUAAAAGCAAAAUCACCAUCUGAACGACAACGCUGGCUCGUUGCAUUGGGCUCUUGGAAAGCAAGAGGAACUAAAUCGACUACAAAAUCAAUAAAAACAUCGAAUGAUAAUACACCAUCAUUAAUUUCUCAUUUAAAUGCAAUCGAUGAUGAACUUAAAUUGAAAGUACAAGAAUUACGUCUCUAUGAAACUGUUCUGAUGCAACGCAUUCACGCGGUUAAGUUCAUUGCAAAUGACACACCAACACCAGAUGUUAAAAUACUAGAUGAAGCAACAUCAAUGCUAAAUAUUGCUUGUGAUGCUUUUAUACAUACACUUGAUGAAUGCGUUAAACUAGCAACAAGUGGCUCAUCACAAUCAUUGCUUUUAUCAUCUUCAACUCCAUCUCUAGAUUCAAAUAAUAUGCUAAUAGAUAGAACUGUAUCAAAUGAAAUGAAUUUUAAUAAAACUACAGAUGUAUUAAUGGUUUUACCGAAACAAAUCGUAUAUCGAACUUUUUUUUCUGAAAUUAUUUAUACUUUUUCUACUCUAACGCCUUUAUCAUUUGACGAAAUUAAUUCUGAAUUAUUUCUUUUCACUUGUGAGAAAUAUUUUGAAUUAAUUGACAAAUUCAAUGGUACACUACUUGGCACAUUCCGUUCCGAUAUAGUUAGUAAUAUGACUAAAUUAACAAAUAGAAUUUGUACGAAUCAGAAGAAAUUUGAAAAUUUAUUAUCGAUUAUUAACGAUGAAAUAUCAACUCAAACAAUCAAAGAAAAAGAUUCAGCAACAAAUUCACUACUUUGGCUUAGAAGAAGUAUUCAUUUUCUCUCAUGUUUUCUUCAUGAAUUUGGUCAAGGUGAUAAAACUGUUGAAGAUGCAAUGAAUCAAGCAUAUGGAAAAGCAUUGAAACCUUACCAUGGUUGGAUAACACGUGGAUUGUUUGCUGAAGCUCUUCGGUCAGUUCCUUCGAAUGAAGAUUUUCUUAUUUCACUUGCUAUUAAUCCUAAUGAAGCUAAAGAAGUUUUAUUUGAACGACAAAUUCUCAACGAAAUGGUUCAACAUAGUAACAAUAUGAAUGUUGUUGUACGUAAACUAAAUGAUUUCUAUAUUGAACAUAAUCUUGAAUCCGAUGAAAUCAUUGACUAA
Rotaria socialis is the source of this 1347-nucleotide messenger RNA. Lineage: Eukaryota; Metazoa; Rotifera; Eurotatoria; Philodinida; Philodinidae. The record is from the annotation of a GenBank genome assembly.